Messenger RNA from Fusarium venenatum, 1779 nucleotides. RefSeq names its product major facilitator superfamily domain-containing protein. Gene Ontology annotation, molecular function: transmembrane transporter activity. NCBI's taxonomy places the organism in Eukaryota, Fungi, Ascomycota, Sordariomycetes, Hypocreales, Nectriaceae. The record is from RefSeq and is a predicted model, not a curated record. Gene Ontology annotation, biological process: transmembrane transport. Gene Ontology annotation, cellular component: plasma membrane.
AUGGGUGUUUGGAAUAGGUUGCGGCCCCGUGUUAGCUCUGGAAAGAGCUCAGACGUUGACGCGACUAAGAUGACAACUAUCACUGACCACGAAAAGAUUGGACAAUCACCGGAAAAUGGAGUCAAUCCUGUUGUUGGAGACAGCCUACCAGAUGAAGACGUCACUGAAGGUGUCAGGAACAUGGAAGCUAUCACACUCAUAUGGACCAAGAAGUCUCUCAUCACACUCUUCAUUUGCAUCUGGUUCGUAUAUCUUCUGAACGCUUUUCAGAGCUCGACUGUCGGUAGCCUGGUACCCUAUGUGACGAGUUCAUGGGGCGCACAUUCCCUUCUGAACGUCAUUGAUGUCGUUGCGAGCUCCAUGACGGCUGCUGUGUUUAUCCCUCUAGCGAAACUUCUUGACCUUUGGGGCCGUGCAGAAGGAUAUCUUCUCAUGGUGGCCUUUGCUGAGUUAGGUCUCAUAUUGAUGGCCACAAGCACAAAUCUGUCUAUUUAUUGUGCUGCCAAUGUCUUCUACCAGGUCGGCUUUACAGGCCUCAUCUACAGCAUCGAUGUCGUGACCGCCGACGCGACCAAUCUAAAGAAUCGAGCUCUAGCCUACGCAUUUACAUCCUCUCCAUACAUGAUCUCUGCAUUCGCUGGAUCUUACGCUUCCCAGGAGAUGCUUGUCAACAUUGGCUGGCCAUGGGGGUUCGGUACCUUUGCAUUCCUGACACCAGUCAUCUGUGCGCCUUUGUACAUUCUUCUGAAAGUCAAUUUGCACAAGGCCAAGAAGAACAUUCUUCCUAAGAAGGCCAGUGGUAGGACGUUGAAAGAGAGUAUCUGGCAUUACCUCAUUGAAUUUGACAUCCUUGGUGUCUUCCUCUUCGCGACCGGCUUGAUCAUAUUCCUUCUCCCAUUCAACAUCGCCGCGACAGCUCCCAACGGUUGGGCAACUGGUUACAUCAUCGCUAUGAUCGUCGUCGGUUUCGUCCUCCUUGUCGGCUUCGCCAUCAACGAAGUUUACAUCGCGCCCGUUCCUUUCCUAAAGUUCCAUUUCCUUACCGACAGAACACUAGUGGGCGCGUGUUUGCUAGAUCUGACAUAUCAGGUUUCAUAUUAUUGCUGGAACAACUACUUCACGUCUUUCCUCCAAGUCGUCAACUAUCUGUCAGUAUCUGAAGCUGGUUAUGUAAACAACACCUUCAACGUUGUGUCUGGCUUUCUCUUAUUCCUCGUUGGAUGGGGUAUUAGGAGGACAGGCUACUUCAAGUGGCUACUCUGGAUCGGCGUGCCACUCUAUAUCUUUGCCCAAGGACUGAUGAUUUAUUUCCGCAGUCCAACAGGAUACGUGGGCUAUCUCGUCAUGACGCAGAUCUUCAUUUCGGUGGGGGGUAGUGUCUUUACUAUCUGUAUGCAACUUGCAGUCUUGGCGGCCGUUGAUCACCAACAUGUCGCUGCAGCGUUGGCCAUGUUGAAUGUUACUGGUACAGCAGGUGGAAGUAUCGGCUACACUAUUUCUGGGGCUAUUUGGACAAAUACCUUUGAGAAAGCAUUGCUCAAGUACCUGCCAUCGAGUGCACUCGACAACCUCGAAGCUAUCUAUGGUGAUCUUGAUACCCAGUUGAGUUAUGCCAAGGGAACACCCGAGCGUAUCGGUAUCCAAAAAGCGUACGGAUAUGCUCAGACAAGGAUGUUGGCUGCCGGGACUGCAAUCAUGGCUUUGGCGUUCGUUUGGGUUGCGCUUAUUAGGAACUUGAAGGUGUCGGAGAUGAAACAGACAAAGGGAAACGUCUUCUAA